Messenger RNA from Cynoglossus semilaevis (tongue sole), 533 nucleotides. RefSeq names its product myelin basic protein-like. The coding region runs from base 109 to 432 and encodes 107 amino acids. The transcript has a single exon. The record is from RefSeq and is a predicted model, not a curated record. Lineage: Eukaryota; Metazoa; Chordata; Actinopteri; Pleuronectiformes; Cynoglossidae. Gene Ontology annotation, molecular function: structural constituent of myelin sheath.
GUGAAAUGUCGGUCUCUGCUGCUGCAGCAGGAAGGCCCACUGCACAGUUAAAGGGCCCAUUGUGCUGCUGCGGUUUUGUUGUGUGCCAUGCGGGCAUUGAGUCCAUAGAUGACCCUUGUUGUUUUCUGCGCAGGACUGGGUGAGGCAGAUGCAAACCAGAACAAUGGCUGCAUCUCCCAGAAGCCGGCGGUGACUGACUCCACGGGCGCUGAGGGCCCCUGCCAGCCCUGGACCUCCGCCAACACAGCUGACGAUGACGCCGCCACACCACGCCCCCACCUGGCCCGCCUAUUCUCCCGAGAUGCCCCGGGCCGUGAGGACAACACCUUCAAAGACCGACCCUCUGAAUCGGACGAGCUGCAGACCAUCCAGGAGCACAGCGCAGCGGCUUCAGAGUGCGGGUCGGAGAGCCCCGAACAGGACCUAGACUAGGCUAGCUUUUUUUCCACCCUCCCUCUCCUCUCUUUACUCCUCUUCCUCCUCUGCCUUUCUAUCUCUCGCUAACGAGAACGCGAACCUCACAUUUUGACAAA